Messenger RNA from Hyla sarda, 2548 nucleotides. It is a transcript of the gene PDC, whose product is annotated as phosducin. The coding region runs from base 513 to 1100 and encodes 195 amino acids. Gene Ontology annotation, biological process: regulation of G protein-coupled receptor signaling pathway. The transcript is spliced from 4 exons. NCBI's taxonomy places the organism in Eukaryota, Metazoa, Chordata, Amphibia, Anura, Hylidae. The record is from RefSeq and is a predicted model, not a curated record.
UCCAGCCUCACCUCCUUGGGUGGAGUAGGCCGCGGCACUUCAGUCGGUGCCUGCUGGUUAGGCCACACCUCCAGGCAUGGAGUAGGCCUAGGCACAUCUGUUGGUGCCUGUUGCUUAGGCCUCACCUCCUCAGGGGGAGUAGGCCUGGGCACAUAUGUUGGUGCCCGCUGCUGAGGCCUCACCUCCUAAGAGGGAGUAAGCCUGGGCACAUCUUCUGUUAGAGCAGUUGUAGAAUGGGACCUUGACACAUACUUAGGAUCCAUGAUUGGCACUCGGCUUUUGCCUAGUUGAGAAGAAUGAAGAUAUGCUGAUUGUGCUUCUUUGGAUCCGGAAUAUAAGAGAAAAGAGAGCGAAUUUGAAGACUACAUCCCCUUAUAUAUUAAGAGGGCUGGACUAAGCUCAUUGGCCAGCAAACCUGACCAAAGGGUGUCAUACACGACUGGAGAAAGUUCAAGCUAGUCAGUGAAGACCAAGAAGCAAUACCUCCCAGCAAAAAGGAAAUCCUGCGGCAAAUGUCUUCACCUUACAAGUCACCAGGCAAGGAGGAAAAAGACUCGAAAGAAAAAUUCACUCGAAAGAUGAGCAUGCAAGAAUACGAACUGAUCAACGACAAAGAAGAUGAAAACUGUCUACAAAAGUAUCGCAAACAAUGCAUGCAGGACAUGCACCAGAGGUUGAGUUUUGGCCCUAAAUAUGGGUGCCUGUAUGAGCUAAGGAGUGGGGAUGAAUUUUUAGAAGCCAUAGAAAAAGAGCAUAAAAGCACUACAGUAAUAGUUCAUAUUUUUUCGGAUGAGAUCAAGGCCUGCGAGGCUCUGAAUAGUUGUCUGACCUGCCUGGCGUUAGAGUAUCCCACCGUGAAGUUCUGCAAAAUUAAGUCAGCUGACACAGGAGCCGGAGAACGGUUCUCUAAAGAAGUUCUCCCAACCAUACUGGUCUAUAAAGCGGGAGAACUUAUUAGUAACUUCAUAAGCGUUUCGGAAAACUUGAAUGAGGAAUUUUUUGCUGGGGAUGUGGAGGCUUUUCUCAAUGAAUACGGGCUAUUGCCCGAGCGGGAAAUCCAAGGCCUGGCAUGUGAUGACGGGGGAGGGGAUAUCGAAUAACAACAUACCUUAAAGUGUACCUGUCCUUAGCAAAAAUGUUUUAUAUAAUGUAGAUAAUACCUGUAUUACAAUAUGUAUAUUUGUAAUAUACAUUGGUUGAAAAAUUUGUAUAUUUUGGGUGAAAAAAUGCUGUCCCUGCAGCUACUGCCUGUGUGUGUCUAUAUGAGGAAACAAAAUACAGGAAGUGAGGGCGGGACAAGUAGGGAUCUGUGCAGGCUCCUGGCUUGUCAAUCAUCCUGCUGUGUGAGCCGGGGGGCGUCAUAGAGCCUCAGUAUUCAGAGCCCUGCUUGUCCUCGGUGCACAGAGCCCUGCUUGUCCUCGGUGCACAAAGCCCUGCUUGUCCUCGGUGCAGAGCCCUGCUUGCCUCGGUGCACAGAGCCCUGCUUGUCCUCGGUGUACAGAGCCCUGUUUAUCCUCGGUGUACAGAGCCCUGCUUGUUCUCAGUGUACAGAGCCCUGCUUUUUCUCAGUGUACAGAGCCCUGCUUGUCCUCAGUGUACAGAGCCCUGCUUGUCCUCAGUGUACAGAGCCCUGCUUGCUCUGUACAGGGCCCUGCAUGUCCUCGGUGCAUAGAGCCCUGCUUGUCCUUGGUGUACAGAGCGCUGCUUGUCCUUGGUGCACAGAGCCCUGUUUGUCCUUGGUUUACAGAGCCCUCCUUGUCCUUGGUGCACAGAGCCCUGCUUGUCCUCAGUGUACAGAGCCCUGCUUGUCCUUGGUGCACAGAGCCCUGCUUGUCCUCGGUGUACAGAGCCCUGCUUGUCCUCGGUGUACAGAGCCCUGCUUGUCUUCGGUGUACAGAGCCCUGCUUGUCCUUGGUGCACAGAGCCCUGCUUGUCCUCAGUGCACAGAGCCCUGCUUGUCCUCGGUGUACAGAGCCCUGCUUGUCCUCGGUGCACAGAGCCCUGCUUGUCCUCGGUGCACAGAGCCCUGCUUGUCCUCGGUGCACAGAGCCCUGCUUGUCCUCGGUGCACAGAGCCCUGCUUGUCCAACCUCACUUCCUGUAUUUAGACUCCUCACAGAGACACACAGGCAAUAGCUGCAGGGCUAAAAACAUACUUAUUUUUUAACGACUCUAUUACAAAUAUACAUAUAAUGUUAUUUUCUACAUUAUAUGAAAAGUUUUUGCUAAUGACAAGUACUUUGAAGUUAGGAGGCGUUCCUUUGCUCGGCCAUUUAUUUAUAAGGGAAUAUUAUAGGAAAAUUUUGGGAGUGGUGUGAAGCGUAUGUAUGGUUAUGUUAACCAAAGUAAACCAGGUUUCCUUAUAGUACUGGUUUAAUAUUACAAGUAGCCUCAAUAACUAAUAGGAUGUGAAGAGCUCUAGAAACCCUCACAACUAGCUCGGUCUUCCUAGCAAUACAGAACAACCCUAGUAGGAAACAGUUCCGAAAAUAAAGGUUACUAAAUGGUUACAUUUUGCAAUAUUUCUGUGUUUAUUCGUCUAGGUUUUA